Petromyzon marinus (sea lamprey) is the source of this 1032-nucleotide messenger RNA. Its product is annotated as histone H3.3A. Gene Ontology annotation, cellular component: nucleosome. The record is from RefSeq and is a predicted model, not a curated record. Gene Ontology annotation, molecular function: structural constituent of chromatin; protein heterodimerization activity; DNA binding. Lineage: Eukaryota; Metazoa; Chordata; Hyperoartia; Petromyzontiformes; Petromyzontidae.
UACGUGCCCCCGGGCAGUCGGUACUACUAAAGGAAGGCGCCGCUUUGGAAUUGGGAGGCGGGAGAUCACGAGUUCGCUUUAAUUGGCUUUGGGUUACCGCGCGUGCUGCCCCACCCACCCACCGGCGGACGAGGCUUUCGUUGUCGCCAACGAGCGAAGAAGGAGAGAGAGAGGUGAACGAAGGUGGUUAAAAGGCCAUGGCCCGUACCAAGCAAACAGCCCGUAAGUCCACUGGUGGGAAGGCCCCACGCAAACAGCUGGCCACCAAGGCGGCUCGCAAGAGUGCGCCGUCCACCGGUGGUGUAAAGAAGCCUCACCGUUACCGACCUGGCACGGUGGCGCUGCGUGAGAUCCGUCGUUACCAGAAGUCGACGGAGCUGUUGAUCCGCAAGCUGCCAUUCCAGCGCCUGGUUCGUGAGAUCGCGCAGGACUUUAAGACCGAUCUGCGCUUCCAGAGUGCUGCCAUUGGCGCCUUGCAGGAGGCAAGCGAGGCCUACCUGGUGGGGCUCUUUGAGGACACCAACCUGUGUGCGAUUCACGCCAAGCGUGUCACCAUCAUGCCCAAGGACAUCCAGCUGGCACGACGCAUCCGUGGCGAGCGCGCCUAAGCCUUGGCAGCAUUGCACCCGCACACCUUGGGUCCAUGGAUACAAAAAAAAGUAGAUUUUUAGAUUUUAGCCACGUGUAUUUCAUAGAAUAGUUGAAGUUGUACACAAAUUGCUUGCUUCUUGUCGCGUUUUGUCUCGGAAAUUAGUUUUUCUCCCCUUGUGCAUCAUGGUAAAGUUGCCUGGAUUGAAGGGGAUUCAUGAUAAGAUCUUAUACCAUUUUUUCCAGCGCAGCAGCAUUUGUACACAGGCUCCGUGUAUUUUUAUAACAACUUCAGGUAAAUUGAAACUUUGUACGUGGUUUGAUUACAUCUUUAAGUUUCUUUUCCUCCCCAUCAAGCUUGUGUUGCAUCUCCUAUUCCUUUACCCAUUACUGUGUAUCUGUGGAAUUUUUUUAAAGGUUGCCAAUAAACAUUUGUUCAAAUAA